Cryptomeria japonica (Japanese cedar) is the source of this 897-nucleotide messenger RNA. RefSeq lists its product as uncharacterized. The record is from RefSeq and is a predicted model, not a curated record. Gene Ontology annotation, biological process: telomere maintenance; DNA repair. Gene Ontology annotation, molecular function: DNA helicase activity. The coding region runs from base 1 to 897 and encodes 298 amino acids. NCBI's taxonomy places the organism in Eukaryota, Viridiplantae, Streptophyta, Pinopsida, Cupressales, Cupressaceae. The transcript is spliced from 3 exons.
AUGAGCUUCAUUGGUCAAAACAUGUUGGAAAACAUAGAUUCUCGACUUCAACAAGCAUACCCACAAAGUGCACACCUAAGUUUUGCAGGUAUAUCUAUGAUUUUAGUAGGAGAUUUGGGUCAAUUGCCUCUAGUUAAUGAUAGACCUGCAUAUGCUAGUAAUAGACGGGCAAAGCUACUAUGGGAGGAAUUCAAAAUUGUGGUUACUUUAGAUAAAAUAUUCAGACAAGAUGGAGAAAAUAUUCAACAACAAAGAUUUCAUCAACUUUUGACAAAUCUAAGAGAUGUAAACCCACAAAUUGAUGAUUGGAAGCUGCUAAUGAUGAGAACCCCUACUAACAUAGAUGUUGCAAGAGGAAGUGUUAAUAUAGCAGAAGAUUUCUCAACUGGUGAACUUGAUCUAGAGUUAUUGAUCAGUAAGAAUUCAAGGGUCAUGCUAACUUCAAACCUUUGGAUACAAGCAGGUCUUGUAAAUGGAGCUUUGGGAUAUGUUCGAAAGAUUGUCUACAAGCCAGGAAGUGCUCCACCUGACCCACCGACAUAUGUGAUGGUUGAAUUUGAUAAUUACUCAGGAUUACCAUUUGAAGAUCAUCAUCCAAAUACAAUUCCAAUAACAACAAAUCAAAAGGGCAGAACACUUCAGCUACCAUUGAGAUUGGCAUGGGCAUUGACUAUACAUAAAUCUCAAGGAUUGACUCUUCCAAAAGUAACUAUCGAUAUAGGACCAAGAGAAAGAACUAGAUUGACAUUUGUUGCAUUAUCUCGUGUAAAAUCUCUAGAGGGUUUGAGAAUAAUGCCACCAUUUACAUAUGAUCGUUAUGAGAAAAUGAAAAAGGGUAGACAACUUGCGAAGCGCAAGGCUGAGGAAAAUAGGCUCAAACUUUUGGAAGAUAAUUGA